AUGAGCAAUCUCAAUUUCAUCUCAACUUUCUAUCCUCCUCGCCAUCUAAUUCUUCAUCUGUUUUCUGCUCUCUGCAUCAUCUCAAGCAUCCCGUUCUCGGCUUCAGAGAUCAAGAACACGCGCAUCAUUGAAGACUCGAGACCCAUGAUCUUGUUUGAGCGAUUUGGCUUCGGAGCAGACGGCCAUGUCGCCAUAGCUAUCAAAAACGUCUCGUGGAAAUCAAAGCAACARAAUUCAGAACUGGACCCGUCUUCAAUGGGUUUCUUCCUUCUAAGAGAAUUGUCCUACCCGAAGAUCUUGAACGAAUCGGAGUACACCGAUAGCUUCUGCAUCGUGUCGAGCCGUUACGUGGAACUGAUAUUCAAAUUUGAACAGCUUUACCCCGAUUCCACAUACAACGGUUCAGUCAUCGUCGAACAUCCCGACGAGUACAGUCUGGUUUUCGGCAACUGCCAGCCGGAGUACGAAGUUUCCAUGGAUGUCCACACAGAGAUGUACAACGUGGAGGGUGGUAGAAAGGAUUUCCUUCCGGCCGGCCAAACUCAGCUGCCGAAACUGUAUUUUCUCUUCUUUCUGGUCUACACGGCCUUCUUCACUCUAUGGGUUUCCGUCUGCAUCAAGCAGAGUCCGACAGUCGACAAGAUUCACAUAAUAAUGGGGGCCUUGCUUCUGGUUAAGGCACUGAAAUUGAUCUGUGCGGCGGAGGACAAGUUCCAUGUAAGAAACACAGGAACCCCACAUGGCUGGGACGUAGCUUUCUACAUAUUUGGCUUCUUCAAAGGUAUAAUGCUCUUCACUGUGAUCAUCCUCAUCGGAACAGGCUGGUCAUUCCUGAAGCCGUACCUCCAGGAGCGAGAGAAGAACGUCCUGAUGGCCGUGAUACCGCUGCAAGUGCUGGAGAACAUAGCUUCGGUGGUGAUCGGAGAGACGGGCCCGGCAACCAAGGACUGGUUGACAUGGAACCAGAUCUUCUUGUUGAUUGACAUCGUCUGUUGUUGCUUUGUGUUCUUCCCGAUUAUCUGGUCGAUCAGGAGCCUCCGGGAGGCGUCCAAGACCGACGGGAAGGCCGCUAGGAACCUGGCCAAGCUAACCCUUUUCAAGCAGUUCUACGUUGUCGUGGUGGGAUACUUGUACUUCACCAGAGUGGUGGUUUCUGCACUAGGAGCCAUUAUCAGUUACAGAUUCGAAUGGGUUGUGCCGGCUGCGGUGGAGGGUGCAAGCUUGCCCAUCGAGAGGAAUCCCUACUUUGUGAUUGACGAUGAUGAAGAAGCAGCUGCAGCCCAAGUUUUGGAGGAUGAUGACUCCUUCCAACUGUGA
Molecule: messenger RNA, 1317 nt
Organism: Nelumbo nucifera (sacred lotus)
Lineage: Eukaryota; Viridiplantae; Streptophyta; Magnoliopsida; Proteales; Nelumbonaceae
Source: RefSeq, a predicted model, not a curated record